AUGUCGGCCUCAGAUUCGCCGCACGGCUACGGGUACCCACUCAACGCAUAUCACCCUGUGCAGGACUGGGACUUUGGCGCUGCUUUCCCUCCUGCUGAACCUUUUGACGCUGUCAACGACUCUCCCCGCUUCUUCGACAGCCUUCUCAACCCCACCAUCGCCGACGACCCCGCUUUCGCCUACACCAACGCGGCGCCCUACAAUAUGUCGUCAUCGCGCGCACAACCAGGCCGUCUAUCGAACGGCUAUGUCGACCUUACCUCACCGCAUGUAGACUUGACUGCGCCAGACUCGCCGCCGCGACGAAGGAAGCGCGAGUCACCGACACCAGGACCAUCCUCGAAGCGACAGAAGCGCGAAGAUGGCGCCGGGGCCGAGGGCUCGAACAGCAAGUCCCCUGCGCAAAUCGAAGAGAUAGACUUGUCGCAAGACGACCCGGUUCUUGAUGUCCUGCAGAAGCAGCGUGAGGAUGCAAUCAAGUCACAGACAAAGCCAGAAGAGACUGUCACAACUUUUAACACGUUCAAUUGUGUCAUCUGUAUGGACCGUCCGACAGAUCUCACGGCUACAGCGUGCGGCCACUUGUUCUGCCACACAUGCCUAAUGGAAGCCCUUAUCGCCGGCGAGAACCGUACCGGACCCGGCGAACCCAAGCGAUCGCAAUGUCCUGUCUGUCGAGCUCGCAUCAGCCGUUCCAGGGCCAGCGACAUCGUUCCUCUCCUGCUGAAGAAGGGCUUAGCCACGCAGCCACGAAGGAAGCCUGAUGCUAUACCUGCCGCUGCUGCUCCAAAGGCGCAGUGA
This is a messenger RNA of Macroventuria anomochaeta, 801 nucleotides long. RefSeq lists its product as uncharacterized. The record is from RefSeq and is a predicted model, not a curated record. The transcript has 2 exons. The coding region runs from base 1 to 801 and encodes 266 amino acids. Lineage: Eukaryota; Fungi; Ascomycota; Dothideomycetes; Pleosporales; Didymellaceae.